CAAAAAUAAGUUUUUAUUUUUUUUUGUCAUUCCUUUCCAUUAUCAGACAAAGAUGAAUUGAAGAGAGGAAGAAACGAAACCCUGGGUUUGGAACAUUGAUGUCUCUCCACCGCCAUGUUUGCAGAACCUCAAAGCUAUCAAAGAUCCCUUGGAAGUACAAGCAGUUCGCCAUAGCACAGGGGCAGAAGACUGUUACUGAUUAUCUCCACGCCACGCGCUGCAUUCCUUACGCCUUCGCUGAUCAAAUCUCCAAGAACUCCAACACUGCCCUCAUCAAUCUCAUCACCAAGCUCAGUGCUUUCUCCCCUCCCCACUAUCCCCACAACCUCAACAAGUUCCUCAGGUACAACCCCAUCAACGAAUUUGAGUUCUUCUUUGAGAGCAUUGGCAUCCACCCUUCAAAGUUCCCCUCUUUGUUUCCCCAGAACAAGUUCUUCUUUUCAGAAGAUGAGACCCUUUUGGACGCUGCUUGUGUUCUCAGCGAAUUUGGGUUUCCCUGGGACAAGCUUGGGGUGCUGUAUGUGGAGAGUGGGUGGGUGUUCAAGUGGGCUGCUUCGGAGUUGAAGGACAGGCUCUGUGAGUUCAAAAGGUAUGGUUUUUGCAAUGUGCAGGUUGUGGGGAUAUGCUUGGCUUUCCCCUUUGUGUUUGAUGGCCAAAAGGGUGCUGAGGUUGAGGCUUUGUUUUGUGAUCUGAGGUUACUGUUUGGGAAGUUUGGUUUGGCUGGGUGUGUUGAAGAGAAGGGGAAUGGUGUGGAUGAUUGGAUUGGGUUGUGUAGGAAGAUAAGGUUGUUUUAUGAUUUGAAUGGAGGGAAGAAGAACAUAGGGGAGUUAAUUGGAGGGAACAAUGGCGUUGGUGUAGGUGUUGUUGUUGAGCAUGGGGAAGAGGAGUUGGUUCAAGUAAUUGAGUAUUUUUGUAGGUUUGGUGCGAAGAAAGAGGACGUGGCACGAUUGAUUGUGAAUGGACCGGAAUUGUUGGAGCUUGUUUUGAAGAUGAGGAUGGUCAAUGUGUUGAAGCUGUUGAAACACUUUGGAAUGAGUUCCAAUGAAGUUGAUAUUUUUAGGAAGGACUAUGCUCAUGUGUUGGGGACAGUCAAGCUGUGUAACCUGCCAAAUGUGAUGAGAGCUUUGGGUUUACAUGAGUGGUUCUUUGAGAAGAUUAAGGAUGGGAAUCAUAGUUUGUUGGUUAGUUUUGUCGCCAAAAAUCCCAAGGUGGUCCGAGAUAAAGGUUAUCGAAGUUUUUUGAAGGGUAUUGAGGUGUCUAGAACUCCAACUCACAGUAUGAGUAAGUUGAACUUCUUGCAUGGCAUUGGCUUUGGAGAAAAUGCUUUGACCAUGUAUAUUUUCUCUUAUAUGCACGGAACAAGUGAUGAGUUACAAAAAAGAUUUGAUUGCCUUCUACACCUUGGGAUUGAGUUUUCAAAGGUCUGUAAAAUGAUCACGGUUCAUCCAAAGAUUCUUAGCCAAAACCCUGAAAGUUUGGAGCAAAAGAUUAAUUUCUUGUGUCAAGAAAUGGGACAGUCACUUGAGAAUUUGGUCACUUUUCCAUCAUUCUUGUGCUUUGACUUAGAGAAUCGCAUUAAGCCUAGGUAUAGAUUCCAUUUGUGGAUUAUAGAAAAGGGUCUAUCUUCCAAAAUAUAUUCUAUUGCAAGCAUGGUUGCAACAAGCAACAAGAAUUUUGUUUCCCGUGCUUUUAAAAUCCACCCUGCUGCUCCAAAACAUUGGUUUGAGCAAUUUUAUCCCUGAAAUUUGCCUAUGUGAUGACUAUGACUUUUUUUAACAAUUGUCUUUGAAACUCCAGCAUUAUUCCAAAUGACGUUGUACAGAUUCUUGAACUUUGUUACUUCCUAUGUUUUGGUCUGGAGUUGAAGACAGACCAUUCAAUGUUGUUGGAGAACUUGUUGUGGCAGAGGUUUAUCUGCUUCGCAAUGGUAGUGAGAAAUUAAGAAUGACCUGCAAGUUUCUUAUCAUGGUUUCUUCAUUUCCGAUGACCUCAUCUCUGUUCUGAUUUCUGAGAUAAAUCACAAAUUCUGUGAACAGUUAUUUAUGCUUCUUCUAGGUGAUUAUAUCAUAGUGAGUCCAAGGAACUGAGAACCAACCCAUCCUUCAUCAGGGAGGGCCAAAAAAGUUACCUUCUAAAGUAUGUAACACCUGGUAAGACAGACCAGAAAAUCAAUAAAACCCUUUGUGGAAGACCAUCUCAUCAUUCCUGAAAAUUUUCAUGUUACCACAUUUUAAAGAUACCAGAGUGAGUGGCAGGGGCUAAGAAAUCACAUGAUGGAAAGUAACAUAAAGUGCAAUUCCAAGCACUGUUGCAUGUUAUACUAUAGCAAUCUUGGUCUUCAUUUGUGGCAGAAAAAAAUUGGAAGAUUGUUCAAAUGAAUGCAAGUCUAUGUAAGCCAUUCUGUUUCUGCAUGAAUGCUCCUGGGACCAUUACUAGCUCUUCUAUUGUUUUGAUGGGUCUUGUUUAGUUUUUUAUGUAGCAGGCAUCUUUGUGUAUUAGCUUUCAUAUGAGAGUUCUGUAAAAGUUUCAUAUUACUAAAAUUUUACUCAUGUCAUGCUGGUAA
Messenger RNA from Vigna unguiculata (cowpea), 2563 nucleotides. RefSeq names its product Mitochondrial transcription termination factor family protein (gene SHOT1). Lineage: Eukaryota; Viridiplantae; Streptophyta; Magnoliopsida; Fabales; Fabaceae. Gene Ontology annotation, molecular function: double-stranded DNA binding. The record is from RefSeq and is a predicted model, not a curated record. Gene Ontology annotation, biological process: regulation of DNA-templated transcription.